AAGAAGAGUUCUGUAAUUAGAAAAGAAGAAAAGAAAAAAAGAAAGAAAAAGGAAGCUCCAAAGGAAGAUCAGUUCAUCUCAAACCCCAAGCAUUGAAAGCAUUAAACAAACACACCUCUCUCUCUCUCUCUCGAACUCACACAGACUAUACCCACACCGAUAUUUCCCUAUAAUCUUCGUCCACUCUCAACAGCGAAGAGAAAAAAAAGUGCCCUAAAUAGAAAUCGGAGCAACCAAUUGUAUCAAAAAACGUAAAAAAGGGGUUUAUUUUUCACACCCAAAGCUUCAGUCUUUGUGCAGAUUUUAAUGAAGUAGGGAUUUCUGCAAUGCACCGUGUAGCAAGUGCAGGCAACACAUCCAAUUCGGUUCGGCCUAGAAAGGAGAAGAGGUUGACAUAUGUUUUGAAUGAUGCAGAUGACACUAAGCAUUGUGCAGGUGUAAAUUGUUUGGCUGUAUUGAAGUCAUCAGCAGCUGACGGAUGUGACUACCUAUUUACUGGGAGUAGAGAUGGCACGUUAAAGAGAUGGGCGUUGGCUGAAGAUGGUGCCACUUGCUCUGCUACAUUUGAGUCACAUGUCGACUGGGUAAAUGAUGCAGUUCUUACAGGUAGUAACAGAUUAGUGUCAUGCUCCUCAGACACCACAGUCAAGGUGUGGGAUGGCUUAUCAGAGGGCUCUUGUAUUAAGACACUCCGUCAGCACUCUGAUUACGUCACCAGCCUAGCUUCAGCAGAAAAAAAUAGUAAUGUUAUUGCAUCUGCUGGUCUUGGUGGUGAGGUUUUCAUAUGGGAUCUUGAAGCUGCACUUGCUCCGACAUCUAAAUCAGGUGAUGCAACAGAAGAAGACUGUUCAAAUGGUGUCAAUAGUUCAGGAAGUUCAUUGCCCAUGACAAGCAUCCGUCCUAUUAGUUCGAGCAAUAACAUUUCCUUGCACACCCAGUCUCAAGCAUAUAUUCCUGUGGCUGCAAAAGGCCAUAAGGAGUCAGUAUAUGCAUUGGCAAUGAAUGAGAGCGGAUCCCUUCUUGUUUCUGGUGGAACUGAGAAGGUUGUGCGUGUUUGGGACCCAAGAACUGGUUCCAAGACCAUGAAGCUAAAAGGUCAUACAGAUAAUAUUAGGGCACUACUGAUCGAUUCUACUGGCAGGUUCUGCAUAUCUGGGUCAUCUGAUUCCAUGAUUAGACUGUGGGAUCUAGGUCAGCAGAGAUGUGUGCAUUCUUAUGCUGUGCAUAUGGAUUCUGUAUGGUCACUUGCUAGCACUCCGACAUUUAGUCAUGUUUAUAGCGGUGGAAGAGACCUCUCUUUGUACUUGACAGAUUUGGCAACAAGGGAGAGUGUAUUGCUCUGCACGAAGGAACACCCUAUUUCGCAGUUAGCAUUGCAUGAUGACGGCAUUUGGGUGGCCACAACUGAUUCAUCUGUACAUAGGUGGCCUGCAGAAGUGCGUAAUCCCCAGAAAGUUUUUCAAA
Nicotiana tabacum (common tobacco) is the source of this 1464-nucleotide messenger RNA. NCBI's taxonomy places the organism in Eukaryota, Viridiplantae, Streptophyta, Magnoliopsida, Solanales, Solanaceae. The record is from RefSeq and is a predicted model, not a curated record.